ACUUGCGGUAUUUGUUAGAGUUGGGCUUAGCACAUGUUUGGGCUUCAUCUGACAGAAUUUUGAGCUAUUGACAAGAACAUCAAAAACAAAAAAAAAAAAAAGAUUUAUGUAGAAAAAAACAUAUCUAUUAGGGUGCUUAAACAUACAAUUUAAUAGAAAAAAAUAAGAAUAGAAAGAAAAAUCAAUAAGAUUAAAAAAAGAAUAAAAAAAGAAUAAAAAAAGAAUAAAAAAAGAAUAAAAAAAGAAUUGAUUUUCGAACUUUCGCUGAUAAAUGGUGCAACGUAGUAAAAAGAUCCGUGGCUCUUCAAGAAUACACUCUGAAUUAUUUUGACGUUUCAAAAAUUGCAUUGUAGAGUAGACAGUGCAACAAAGAAAUUUCGGACACCGAAUAAUCACAGCAUGCAACAAUUGUAUUGAUUGCCCAUUUGAUAAAUUGGUUUAUAUUGACGCCGGCUACGCUGUCACAUUGGUGGCGUACAUUUUUGGAUUGGCAUUGUGUCCGGCAACGAAAACGACAAUACAACAGGUACCAGGAUCAUCACGAUCCAAACUUCACCCAAACACCAACCAUGUACGAAUUUCGACCAUUUGAAUUAACACAGUGCCAAUAUAAAAAAUAUGGCAAAUCAAGCAUUGGACGCGGCAUUAAUUGCAUACCAAAAGCACGCAGCGGACAUCGAUGUGUAGCCAACGAAAGUGAUCUAUUCUCAUUUGGAGGUUAUAACCCAGACAUUGACACAAAACUAUUGCCGGAACUAUUGAAAUUUAACUUUUUAACAAAAAAAUGGAGCAUAGUAUUUUCAUCGAAUUCAGAAGAAAUGCCAAAAGAGUCCGUGUCAAAUGCACUCACCUUGAAAGAUAAUUGUCUUGUGUUGUAUGGAGGAACCGGAUUUCCAUUUGGUGAAAAGAGAUCGAAUGAAACCUAUUUGAUAUGGCCGUACGGAUUUCGGAAGAUCGAAAAAUUGCCAACUCGUGGUGACCGACCUGAGGAAUUAUAUGGACAAUCAAUAUUAGUUCGUGGACAUUAUUUAUAUGUGCUUGGUGGCACAAGCGGUCACGACUUUACAUGUGAUAUUCAUAGACUUAAUCUAAAUACACGCACGUGGGAAUUAUUGUAUCAAUCAAAUGAAAAUAUCCGAGACGAUCCAAAAGGUCGAUAUCGACAGGAAAUUGCGUACGAUGACGACUAUAUAUACAUAUUUGGUGGUGGAACGCAAGACACAUCAUUCGAUAUGGACCGCAUACCGGUGUACAAUUUCCAUCAAAAUCGAUUUACUUUUAUUCCAACCAAGCCAGAUUUGGCGAUAAAGGAAAAUGGUGGCUAUCCGGAAGCACGACGUUUUCAUUCGUGUGUUCAGCAGCCGGGCGACAAUGGCAUUGAGGUGAUCAUUGCCGGUGGUUCGAAGCAAGAUGGACUCUAUUUCGAUGAUAUUUGGAAAUUUAAUUUAUCCACACAUCAAUGGCAGUUAUUAACCAAAUCAAAAUUACCAUAUGUACUGUAUUUUCAUGAUGCGGCCGCCGUUGGUAAUGGUUUAAUGUACAUCUUUGGCGGUGUAACAACUAAUACGCGUGAUGUGGUACGGAAAAAUGAUUUGCAUAAAAUAUGGACACAAAUACCAAAGUUGACGGAAAUAUGCUGGGAGGCGGUCACAUUUUAUCAUCCAAACAUAGUCGAUCAAAGCAAAGAACAACUACUCAGCGUUGGUAUACCAAGAAAAUUUGCCGACCGAAUCACACACGGCCGGAAUUCAGGUGCCAUUUUCUAGCGAACGAAUUUUUUUUAACGAUUUCCAAUUUUUAAUUCAAUUUUCAAACAACACUUGCCCAAUUUGCGUCGAUGAUCGACCGCCAGAGAUUAUGUAGCAUUAAUUUGAUGCUAUUAACACAAAAGUUUAACCAGAUGAAUUGAAUGGUACGACAAGUUUUAUAGUUGUACAAAAUUUGAAUUUCGAUUCAAUCUCUUCCCUUUUAUACUGUUCAAAUAAUUCAGAAAUUGCACACAUGAGCACUCCACAUAAUUUCUGAACUAUAAUCAUGUUCCCAUUUUUUAUUCAUCGCCGAUUUUAAACCACCACUUUCUGUUUUUAAUUCAGAUAUUUUAUUUUUUCGAUUAAGAAAUCGAAUGAUUUGACCCUUUUUCUGAAUUUCCAAAAAUAAAAACUGACUAAUUAGAUUUUUAAAAUAAACACCGAUUUAUUUUUAUGAUAUCAAUUCAUGCUUACAAACAAAUUGCAAACAAAUUAUUAUUAUUUAUAAAAGAAACUGCUAGAUCUAAAUUAUUUUUACAUUUAAAUGUAAGAUUGUACCAGGGAAUAUAACUUGUGACAUAAAAUCAAAUAAAAUGGUAUUUAACUUGAA
Contarinia nasturtii (swede midge) is the source of this 2358-nucleotide messenger RNA. RefSeq names its product kelch domain-containing protein 10 homolog (gene slim). Gene Ontology annotation, molecular function: protein binding. Bases 570 to 1766 code for a protein of 398 amino acids. The record is from RefSeq and is a predicted model, not a curated record. Gene Ontology annotation, biological process: positive regulation of stress-activated MAPK cascade. The transcript is spliced from 6 exons. Lineage: Eukaryota; Metazoa; Arthropoda; Insecta; Diptera; Cecidomyiidae.